Molecule: messenger RNA, 816 nt
Organism: Meyerozyma guilliermondii ATCC 6260
Lineage: Eukaryota; Fungi; Ascomycota; Pichiomycetes; Serinales; Debaryomycetaceae
Gene: VPS28
Product: ESCRT-I subunit protein
Exons: 1
Coding region: 1-816 (271 amino acids)
Biological process (GO): protein transport to vacuole involved in ubiquitin-dependent protein catabolic process via the multivesicular body sorting pathway
Cellular component (GO): ESCRT I complex
Molecular function (GO): protein-containing complex binding
Source: RefSeq, a predicted model, not a curated record
AUGAGUUUGCCGUCGUAUGCACCCACUUCGACUACUUCGUAUACCCCAGGGGCGCGUAAUGCCAACCAGUUUCACCAGGAGGUGACGAGAAACUCGCUUAUCAAGUCUGCUCUACACAAAACUGUGUAUGAAUCACUUUCAGAGAUUUACUCCAUAAUUGCUGCGUUGCAAGUUUUGGAAACCUCGUUUUUAAAGGAUUAUAUCACUGAUAGGGAGAAAUAUACUAGCACUGCAUUACGACUUAUAAGUCAAUUUCAAAUCAUAAUACGGGAUUUUGACGAAGAUGGACAAAAAAAGGAGUUUCUAUCCACUCACUUCAACCGUCCCAAUUUACAAUUGGAUUCCGAAGAUGGCCAAUUUUUGGAUGCAUUUACCACCAAAUACGAUCUACAUGCCGCUUUGGCAGUGAAACGACUCAAGGUAGGAUUGCCAGCUACAAUCGAACACCUGAAAAAUCCAGUCUUGCAACAGCAAUCCACAAGCGGAAGAAACACCCCCACCAGAGCAGGCGGCAAGAUGGUUGCUCAGGCCACUGGCAAUUUUAUUACAUGCAUGGAUGCAUUAAAGCUCAACUAUAGGACAAAGUAUCAAUUGCAUCCACUAUUGAGCAAUCUUGUAAUCAGUUUGAACGAACUUCAUAAUUCGCCCGAAAACGGCGGAAGUACGAUUGAAUUUCCAGGGAAGUCCAAGCUUGUGACUUGGCUCAUAAAAUUAAACAACUUGCUGGAAUCAGAGGAGUUGUCGCAGCAAGAUGUAGACACAUUCUUGGAAGACUUGGACACAGCAUACAAAGGGUUCUUUACAUCGUUAGAGUAA